Pan troglodytes (chimpanzee) is the source of this 9849-nucleotide messenger RNA. It is a transcript of the gene SLFN11, whose product is annotated as schlafen family member 11. The coding region runs from base 5353 to 8058 and encodes 901 amino acids. Gene Ontology annotation, molecular function: tRNA binding. Gene Ontology annotation, biological process: defense response to virus. The transcript is spliced from 6 exons. NCBI's taxonomy places the organism in Eukaryota, Metazoa, Chordata, Mammalia, Primates, Hominidae. The record is from RefSeq and is a predicted model, not a curated record.
CACCUGCUCCCGCUGGAAGUUGGAAGAGCCCCUGGCCAGCCAGCCGCGGUUUCUGCGGAGCGCGGAGCAGGAACCGAAGCCUAGAAGGCCACUGAGUGCACCUUGGUGGCUCCCAGGGCUGCAGGUCUCAGGUUUCAGAGUUAUUGGUAUUUUAAACUUGAGAAACUAGUUCUACAGCUGUCUAUGUGACCGACCAACCACUCUAAACUAUUUUCCUUAAUAUAGAAACUAAAAGGCAGAAUUAGAAUUGCCAUUGCCCUGCGGGGAGAUUUAUAAUCUAGAGGGGGGAGAAAUGAGAAAAAUGUCUCCCUCUGGACAAGAUCUGUAGAAUACACGUGCUACCCCAGAAGGACAAAGAGCUCUAAGUUUUAGUUUUCCAAGAGGGCACGUCUGUCGCAGCCCACUUCCCUUUCUUUUCUUUUUUUUAAAUUAAUUUUUAAUUUCUGUGGGUACAUAGUAGAUGUAUAUGUUUAUGGGUUACAUGAGAUAUUUUAAGACAGGCAGGUAAUGUUUAAUAAUCACAUCACGGUAAAUGGGGGUAUCCAUCGCCUCAAGCAUUUAUCCUUUGUGUUACCAACAAUCCAAUUAUGCUCUUUAGUUUUUAUCUUAUUUUAUUUUAUUUUUGUAGGUACAUAGUGGAUGUAUAUAUUUAUGGGGUACAUGAGAUGUUUUGAUACAGACAUGCAAUGUGAAAUAAGCACACCAUGGAGAAUGGGGUAUUCAUCCCCUCAAGCAUUUACCCUUUGAGUUGCAAACAAUCCAGUUACAUUCUUUAAGUUAUUUUAAAACGUACAAUUAAGUUAUCAUUGACUAUAAUAACUGUUGUGCUAUCAAAUAGUAGGUCUUAUUCAUUCUUUCUAAUUUUUUUGUACCCAUUAACUCUCCCCACCUCACCCCUUCCCUCCUACCACCCUUCCUCAGGUAGUCAUCCUUCUGCUCUUAGAAUACAAUUGUUUUGAUUUUUAGAUGCCACAAAUAAGUGAGAACAUGUGAUGUUUGUCUUUCUCUGCCUGGCUUAUUUCAUUUAACAUAAUGAUUUCAAGUUCCAUUCGUGUUGUUGCAAGUGAUUGGAUCUCAUUCUUUUCUAUGGCUGAAUAGUACUCCAUUGUGUAUAUGCACAUCAUUUUCUUUAUCCAUUCAUCUGUUGAUGGACGCUUAGAGUGCUUCCAAAUCUUAGCUAUUUUAAACAGUGCUGCAGGAAACAUAGGAGUGCAGAUGUCUCUUGGAUAUACUGAUUUCCUUUCUUUUGGGUCAAUACUUAGGAGUAGAAUUGCUGAAUUGUGUGGUAGCUUUAUUUUUAGUUUUCUGAGGAACUUCCAAACUCUUCUCCAUAAUAGUUGUACUAAUUUACAUUCCCACCAACACUGUUUGAGGGUUCCCUUUUCUUCACAUCCUUGCCAGCGUUUGUUAUUGCCUGUCUUUUGGAUAAAAGCCAUUUUAACUUGGAUGAGAUGGUAUCUCAUUGUAGUUUGGAUUUGCAUUUUUCUGAUGAUCAGUGAUGUUGAGCACCUUUUCACAUGCCUGUUUGCCAUUUGUCUUCUUUUGAGAAAUGUCUAUUCAAAUCUUUUGCCCAUUUUUCAAUAGGAUUAUUAGAUUUUUUUUCCUAUAGAGUUGUUGGAGCUCCUGAUAUGUUCUGGUUAUUACUCCCUUGUUGGAUGGUUAAUUUGCAAAUAUUUCCUCCCAUUUUGUGGGUUGUCUUUUCACUUUGUUGAUUGCGUUCUUUGCUGUGCAGAAGCUUUUUAACUUGAUGUGAUCCCAUUUGUCCAUUUUUGCUUUAGUUGCCCGUGCUUGUGGGGUAUUGCUCAAUGAAUUUUUGCUCAGAUCAAUGUCCUGGAGAUCUUACCCAAUGUUUACUUGUAGUAGUUUCACAGUGUGAAGUCUUAGAUUUGAGUCUUUAACCCAUUUUCGUUUGAUUUUUGUAUGUGACAAGAGUUAGGAGUCUAGUUUCAUUGUUCUGCGGAUAGAUAUCCAGUUUUCCCAGUGCCAUUUAUUGAAGAGAAUGUCUUUUCCCUAGUGUAUGUUCUUGGCAUCUUUGUGAAAAAUGAGUUCACUUUAGGUGUGUGUAUUUGUGUCUGGGUUCUCUAUUCUGUUCCAUUGGUCUAUGUGUCUGUUUUUAAUGUCAGUAUCAUGCUAUUUUGGUUCCUGUAGCUCUGUAGUAUAAUUUGAGGUCAGGUAAUGUGAUUCCUCCAGUUUUGUUCUUUUUGCUUCGGAUAACUUUGGCUAUUAUAGGUCUUUUGUGGUUCUAUAUAAAUUUUAGGAUUGUUUUUUCUAUUUCUGUGAAGAAUGUCAUUGAUAUUUUAAUAGAGAUUGAAGUGAAUCUGUAGAUUGCUUUGGGAAGUAUGGAUAUUUUAACAAUAUUGAUUCUUCCAAUCCAUGAACAUGGGUAUAUUUCCCCUUUCCAUAUUUCCCCUUUCCAUAUUUUGGCUCUUCAAUUUCUUUCAUCAUGAUUUUAUAGUUUUUAUUGUAGAGAUCUUUCAUUUAUUUGGUUAAUUCCUAGGUAUUUAAUUUUAUUUGUGGCUAUUGUAAGUGGGAUUACUUUAUAUCUUUUUCAGAUUGUUCACUAUUGGUAUAUAGAGAUGCUACUGAUUUUUGUAUGUUUAUUUUGUAUCCUGCAACUUUACUGAAUUUGUUUAUCAGUUCUAAUAGUUAUCUGGUAUAGUCUUUAGGUUUUUUUCAAAUGUAAGAUCAUAUCACCUGCAAACAAGGACAAUUUGACUUCUUCCUUUCCAAUUUAGAUGCCCUUUAUUUCUUUCUCUUGUCUAAUUGCUCUAGCUAGGAUUUCUAUGUUGAAUAACAAUGGUGAAAGUGAGGAUCCUUAUAGUGUUCCAGAUCUUAGAGGAAAGGCUUUCAGUGUUUCCCCACUCAGUAUGCUACUAGCUGUAGGUCUGUCAUACAUGGAUUUUAUUAUGUUGUGGUAUGUUCCUUCUAUACCCAGUUUUUUGAGGAGUUUUCCAUGAAGGGAUAAUGAGUUUUAUUAAGUGCUUUCUCAGCAUCAGUUGAAAUGAUCAUAUGGCAUUUGUCCUUCAUUCUGUUGAUAUGAUGUAUCACAUUGACUGAUUUGCAUACGUUGAACCAUCCUUGCAUCCCUGAAAUAAAUAGCACUUAGUCAUGAUAAAUGAUCUUUUUAAUGUAUUGUUGAAUUAAGUUUGCUAGUAUUUUGCUGAGAUACUGGUCCAUAGUUUUUUUUCUUUGAUGUGUCUUUGGUUUUGGUAUCAGUAAUACUAGCCUUAUAGAAUGAGUUUGUAAGUAUUCCCUCCUUCUCUAAUUUUUGAAUAGUUUGGGUAAGAUUGAUAUUAGUUCUUCUUUAACUGUUUGGUAGAAUUCAGUGGUGAAGCCAUCGGGUCCCAGGCUUUUCUUUGCUGGAGACUUUUUAUUAUGGCUUUGUUCUCAUUACUUCUUAUUGGUUUGUGCAGGUUUUGGAUUUCUUCAUGGUUCAAUCUUGGUAGGUUGUAUGUGUCUAAGAAUUUAUUUCCUCUAGAUUUUCCAAUUUAUUGGCAUACAGUUGCUCAUAGUAGCCACUAAUGAUCCUUUGAAUUUCUGCAAUAUCAGUUGUAUUGUCUCCUUUUUCAUCUCUGAUUUCAUGGGUAUUCUCCUUUUUUUCUCAGGUAGCCUGGUAAAGGUUUGUCAAUUUUGUUUAUCUUUUCAAACAAUCAACAGGUGGUGAAGCCAGCCAAGCUGUGUUCUUUUCUUCAGAGUGGCAAGUUGCCCCAGGCCCUAGGUGGGUUCACAGAUGCUAUCCAGGAGCCAGGGACUGGAGUAAGAAAACCUUAGAAGUCUACCUGGUGUUCCAUUCUACUGGGGCUGAGCUGGCCCUCAAAUCAUGAGACACAGUCCUUCCCAUUCUUCCCUCCUUUUUCCACACGCAGAGGAGAUGACCCUGUGGCCAACACGACCACGGGUUCACAGGGAGUACUGUUAGCUAUUGCUCAUAUUCACUUAAAGCCCAAGGGCUCUUUAGUCAACUUGUGGUGAAUGCUACCAGGUCUGGGACUCACUCUUCAGGACAGUGGACUCCCCUCUGGCCCAGGUUGGGUCCAGAAAUGCUGUCCAAGGGCCUACUUGUUGCUCUACCCCUGUGGCCAAGCCGGUACCUACGUUGCAAGACAAAGUCACCUUUACUUUUCCCUCUGCUUUUCUCAAGCAGAAAGAGUCUCUGCCUGUACGCACCACAGCUGGGGUUGUGCUGAGUCUCACCUGAAGCCAGCAGAGUCUCACCCAAGACCCACGGCAUAUUACCUGGGUAUCGUUGCUGAUUAUUCAGGGACCAAGGGCUCUUUAGUCAGCAGGUGAUAGAUCCUGCCAGGACUGGGUCCUUCCCUUUAAGGCAGCAGUUUCUCUUCUGGCCCAGAGUGUGUCUAGAAAUGUUGUCCAGGAGAUAGGGUCUGGAAUGGGUGUCUCAUGACCCUGACCAAUGUGCUAUCCUACUGUGUCUGAGCUGACAUCCAAGAUGCAAGACAGAAGUCCUCUUUAGUCUUCUCUCUUCUCUCCUCAAGUGGAAGGAAGGGAUCUUUUUGGAGCUGAGAGUCACACUGUCUGGGGUUGGGGGAGGGGUGGUGCAAGCACUCUCUUAGUCGCCCCAGCUGGUAUCUCAGUAGGUCGUGUGCCCUCCAAGCCUACUGGCUCUGAUCUCAGCUCAGCGCUAGGACUUGCCCAGGAGUUUCAGUCCUUGUGGUCUAGAAUGCCUUUCAAGUUUGUUUAGAGCCCCAUAGCACUUCAGCUACAGUGGCGAGGCUUGCUGAAACUCAGGUUUCAACUGCUGGGAUGGACAAUUUCCAUCUCACUAGGGCUGGUCCAAAUUCUGCCUCCAUGGGCAGGUGUAUGCUGGAUUCAGCAUGGUUUUGCUUUCCACUGUAACAGGGCAGUACUGAGUUCAAUGCAAAGUCUCACAAUUGCUGUGCCCUCCCUUCCCCAAGCACACAGAUUUCUCUGCACCACGUGGUCACUGCUGGAGAAGGGGGAUGGUAGGUGGAGCCUUCUAUUACACCAUCUUGUUCUGCCCUCCCAUUUCCCUUUCUGUUCAGUUUCUAUCUGAGGCUAGCCAAUCCCCUGUGAUCUAGGGGAGAUGGGUGGGAGGAUGGAAGGAAAGGGGAAGUAAAACAAAAAAAUAAGAACCACCCAGAAGCAUACAGAAAAUUGGGCACUACUAGACAAUUUGACAUCGCGAAGUUUUCCCAGGCUAAUUCCUCACCUUUUAGGGAGUUUGCUGAGCAAACUAGAUUCUUACUUUGACCCCCAGGCUGGAGUGCAGUGGCACGAUCUUGGUUCACCACAAUCUCGUCUCGAAGGCUCAGGUGAUUCUCUCACCUCAGCCUCCUGAGUAGCUGGGACCACAGUUUCAGCUGUGAGUUCAACAUGGAGGCAAAUCAGUGCCCCCUGGUUGUGGAACCAUCUUACCCAGACCUGGUCAUCAAUGUAGGAGAAGUGACUCUUGGAGAAGAAAACAGAAAAAAGCUGCAGAAAAUUCAGAGAGACCAAGAGAAGGAGAGAGUUAUGCGGGCUGCAUGUGCUUUAUUAAACUCAGGAGGAGGAGUGAUUCGAAUGGCCAAGAAGGUUGAGCAUCCCGUGGAGAUGGGACUGGAUUUAGAACAGUCUUUGAGAGAGCUUAUUCAGUCUUCAGAUCUGCAGGCUUUCUUUGAGACCAAGCAACAAGGACGGUGUUUUUACAUUUUUGUUAAAUCUUGGGGCAGUGGCCCUUUCCCUGAAGAUCGCUCUGUCAAGCCCCGCCUUUGCAGCCUCAGUUCUUCAUUAUACCGUAGAUCUGAGACCUCUGUGCGUUCCAUGGACUCAAGAGAGGCAUUCUGUUUCCUGAAGACCAAAAGGAAGCCAAAAAUCUUGGAAGAAGGACCUUUUCACAAAAUUCACAAGGGUGUAUACCAAGAGCUCCCUAACUCGGAUCCUGCUGACCCAAACUCGGAUCCUGCUGACCUAAUUUUCCAAAAAGACUAUCUUGAAUAUGGUGAAAUCCUGCCUUUUCCUGAGUCUCAGUUAGUAGAGUUUAAACAGUUCUCUACAAAACACAUCCAAGAAUAUGUAAAAAGGACAAUUCCAGAAUACGUCCCUGCAUUUGCAAACACUGGAGGAGGCUAUCUUUUUAUUGGAGUGGAUGAUAAGAGUAGGAAAGUCCUGGGAUGUGCAAAAGAAAAUGUUGACCCUGACUCUUUGAGAAGGAAAAUAGAACAAGCCAUAUACAAACUACCUUGUGUUCAUUUUUGCCAACCCCAACGCCCGAUAACCUUCACACUCAAAAUCGUGGAUGUGUUAAAAAGGGGAGAGCUCUAUGGCUAUGCUUGCAUGAUCAGAGUAAAUCCAUUCUGCUGUGCAGUGUUCUCAGAAGCUCCCAAUUCAUGGAUAGUGGAGGACAAGUACGUCUGCAGACUGACAACCAAGAAAUGGGUAGGCAUGAUGACAGACACAGAUCCAGAUCUUCUACAGUUGUCUGAAGAUUUUGAAUGUCAGCUGAGUCUAUGUAGUGGGCCUCCCCUUAGCAGACCAGUGUACUCCAAGAAAGGCCUGGAACAUAAAAAGGAACUCCAGCAACUUUUAUUUUCAGUCCCACCAGGAUAUUUGCGAUAUACUCCAGAGUCACUCUGGAGGGACCUGAUCUCAGAGCACAAUGGACUAGAGGAGUUAAUAAAUAAGCAAAUGCAACCUUUCUUUCGGGGAAUUUUGAUCUUCUCUAGAAGCUGGGCUGUGGACCUGAACUUGCAGGAGAAGCCAGGAGUCAUCUGUGAUGCUCUGCUGAUAGCACAGAACAGCACCCCCAUUCUCUACACCAUUCUCAGGGAGCAGGAUGCAGAGGGCCAGGACUACUGCACUCGCACCACCUUUACUUUGAAGCAGAAGCUAGUGAACAUGGGGGGCUACACCGGGAAGGUGUGUGUCAGGGCCAAGGUCCUCUGCCUGAGUCCUGAGAGCAGCGCAGAGGCCUUGGAGGCUGCAGUGUCUCCGAUGGAUUACCCCGCGUCCUAUAGCCUUGCAGGCACCCAGCACAUGGAAGCCCUGCUGCAGUCCCUCGUAAUUGUCUUACUCGGCUUCAGGUCUCUCUUGAGUGACCAGCUCCACUGUGAGAUUUUAAAUCUGCUCACAGCCCAGCAGUAUGAGAUAUUCUCCAGAAGCCUCCGCAAGAACAGAGAGUUGUUUGUCCACGGCUUACCUGGCUCAGGGAAGACCAUCAUGGCCAUGAAGAUCAUGGAGAAGAUCAGGAAUGUGUUUCACUGUGAGGCACACAGAAUUCUCUACGUUUGUGAAAACCAGCCUCUGAGGAACUUUAUCAGUGAUAGAAAUAUCUGCCGAGCAGAGACCCGGAAAACUUUCCUAAGAGAAAACUUUGAACACAUUCAACACAUUGUCAUUGACGAAGCUCAGAAUUUCCGUACUGAAGAUGGGGACUGGUAUGGGAAGGCAAAAAGCAUCACUCGGAGAGCAAAGGGUGGCUCAGGAAUUCUCUGGAUCUUUCUGGAUUACUUUCAGACCAGCCACUUGGAUUGCAGUGGCCUUCCCCCUCUCUCAGACCAAUAUCCAAGAGAAGAGCUCACCAGAAUAGUUCGCAAUGCAGAUCCAAUAGCCAAGUACUUACAAAAAGAAAUGCAAGUAAUUAGAAAUAAUCCUUCAUUUAACAUCCCCACUGGGUGCCUCGAGGUACUUCCUGAAGCCGAAUGGUCCCAGGGUGUUCAGGGAACCUUACGAAUUAAGAAAUACUUGACUGUGGAGCAAAUAAUGACCUGUGUGGCAGACACGUGCAGGCGCUUCUUUGAUAGGGGCUAUUCUCCAAAGGAUGUUGCUGUGCUUGUCAGCACCGCAAAAGAAGUGGAGCACUAUAAGUAUGAGCUCUUGAAAGCAAUGAGGAAGAAAAGGAUUGUGCAGCUCAGUGAUGCAUGUGAUAUGUUGGGUGAUCACAUUGUGUUGGACAGUGUUCGGCGAUUCUCAGGCCUGGAAAGGAGCAUAGUGUUUGGGAUCCAUCCAAGGACAACUGACCCAGCUAUCUUACCCAAUAUUCUGAUCUGUCUGGCAUCCAGGGCAAAACAACACCUGUAUAUUUUUCCGUGGGGUGGCCAUUAGGAAGAACUCCAAAUCAAAAUGCUAUGUAAAUGUCUAUGGGUGACAGUCUGCUGAUGGUAGAAACCUUUCUUUUUAGUUCACAAGUCAGUUAGAGAUUUGGAUGGAGCUGACACAAAGAGUUUGGAGCUCCCCCAUUUCUGGCUCUCCUUUCAGGGGUUCCUUCCCCAACUCUUUUCAGCAGCGGUGGCUGCCCCCCAUUCUGACCCCUGACUCUUCCAGCCAGAAAGAUGAUGGUUUUCUAAAGGAACUUUAGCUGUCCUGCACAAUGCAGACCUGUGUCUUGCACUUUGGGUAAAAGCCAUACAAAUAAGAAACUCAGCCUGUGGCCUUUCUUUCUUCCAAGGCUGGGCUUCUUUUUUUAAGUGACUUCAUGUAGUUUGUUGCUUUUAAAAAUUUGUCCAGAAUCGUUUUCUGCAGAAGCAUGGUCUGUUAGGAGCUUACUGGCUGUAGCAGAAGCAAUUGUUUCCUGAAUUCUUGACGUUUAUCUUUGCUGUAUUCAUUUAGGGCUUGGGAGAGUCCGAAGAUAAUUCAGUCACUGUCAGAUUAAUAAUUUUGUCAGGACAAAGAACACCGUUAUGAUUAUUUAAUCCUUUAAAAUUGUGGUCUCCAGAGUUUGUUCUCAGAAUGGCCCAGACCAAGCCUUAAUUGUGAUAGUGAAUAUUAAUGGUCACUUUAAGGAGAAAUUAUAGGCCAAGAUGAAAUGAACAUAAACCUGUUUGCCCUGGCUUUCAGUGGAAGAUGACAUUAGAGACCAAAAUCUGGUUCUGAAGGUGUGUAUCAGCCCUAAGGUGAACCAAACUUGGGAAAGAUUGUCUUUAAAAAUCAAUGAGUUUAUGUUUUAACUUCUCAGCUUAGUUCUAUGCAUUGCUCUAUAACACACCUAGUUAAGUUUUAUGUUAUUCUUGAACUGUGAUUUUUUUUCUCUUUACUUUCAUGGUUUGGUGGGCCAUUGUUAUGGACUGAAUGUUUGUGUCCCACGCUUCACCCCCAAAUUCCCGUGUUGAAGCCCCAACCUGCACAGUGGAGCUGGGGCCGCUAAGGAAGUAAUUAAGGUUACAUGAAGUCAUGGUGGGGCUCUGAUCUGCUAAGGUUGGUGUCCUUAUAGGGAGAGACCCCAGAGAGCUUGUUCCCUCCCUCCCUGUGCAUGCAAACAAGAGGGCAUGGGAGCACACAGAGAGAUGGCAGCCACCUACAAGCCAAGAGGAGAAGCCUCACAAUCAAACUCUCGCUGCUGGCGAGAGUCUCGGACUCUGUCUUGGACUUCCAGCCUCCAGACUGUGAGAAACAAAUUUCUGUUGUUUCAGCUGCUCAGUCUCUGGUGUUUUGUUAUUGCAGCCUGAGAGCACAGCGGUACGAUUAUUUGUCAAACAGAAAACACUGAUACUUAACAAUGCUAAUGCAAUUAUUUAUUUGCUUUUCAGUCUCUACAAAACGUUCUAAAACACUAAUCUAAAUAUUAACAGUAAAAUAUUUGCAUAACUAAUGGAAACUAAGAAAUCAUAUGACCAAUAUUUCACUUAUUAGUAAUCUUACUCUACUGAUUUCCCCCCAGACUGUGAUUUUUGAACUUCCUUGCCUUUCUCCUGUCUUUCUGUGUUUAUUCAUGGAAUUCCAGUUAUCUGGGCUUGAAAUUGCAGGCUCUCCUAACUUAAGCAAAAUCUGACAGAUCAGCAAAAUGAGAUAAAUGUUUCUUUUUUCUUUCUGACUGCAUUAAAUCAGAUACAACUCAGCAUUAAAAAGCUAUCUUUGUAAAUGUUGUUACUAAUAAAUUAGUCUUAUAAGAUCCCUGGA